AUGACUUCAAGAUUAGAAUCAUACGGGGAACUUUUAAACCCUACUAUAGUGAAAGAAGCUAAGGUUUUGGGGAAGGGGGGAAUUACUCUGCCUGCAGGUUUUAGUACUGAUUCAAUUACGCUGCAACGUAAUAAACCAAAUGCUACAGUCCGCACAAACAAGAAACCAGACCUUGAACGAUUGGAAGAAUUGAAAGUAAAGAAGGCAUGGGAAAUAGCAUUGGGUCCUGCUAAGACUAUACCUAUGAAUUUGAUCAUGAGUUAUAUGACUGGUAACUCUUUACAGAUUAUUCCUAUUAUGAUGACAUUGAUGUUGUUCUGGAAUCCUUUGAAAGCUAUAUUUACUGAAACGAACGCAAAUUUCAAGAACUUGGAAACAAAGAAGAAUUCUAGUGAUAUAUUCUUGACAAGGGCAGUUUUUGUGAUAUGUCAAAUGGCAUGUAUGGCAGUUGGUAUAUGGAAAUUGUACAAUAUGGGUUUAAUCCCUAAUAGUGAGGGCGAUUGGUUGGCCUGGAAAGAGGCAAUCCAAUACAAGGAAAGAGUUUACCUUAUUUAA
Debaryomyces hansenii CBS767 is the source of this 555-nucleotide messenger RNA. RefSeq names its product chaperone. The record is from RefSeq and is a predicted model, not a curated record. Gene Ontology annotation, biological process: protein folding in endoplasmic reticulum. Lineage: Eukaryota; Fungi; Ascomycota; Pichiomycetes; Serinales; Debaryomycetaceae. Gene Ontology annotation, cellular component: EMC complex. The transcript has a single exon. Bases 1 to 555 code for a protein of 184 amino acids.